GACGAGGAAAAAGAAAAUGGAAAAAAAAAGGAAAAAAAAGAAGAAGUGAUGCUAAACGCCAGCAUUAGCUAAACCGUAGGCCAGUUUUGUAAAAAUCCCUUCUUCCUCCUUUGGUCGCUAUUUGAGUUUCCUUGUUUCCAUUCUGUUUCUCCCGCGCAUUGCAGAAAGACCUGUCGGCUCUCAUAUGCCCAACUGCCAGAGCUCUUAUCUGCCUCUCCCUUUCUCCCUAUGCCGAAGCUCUAGCUGCCGAAUCCCUUCGUAGCCGGCGACGCCGCACCUCUGACCCACGAAAAUUUGUUCAGGCAAGGCCUCUAGAACCUUGUUUCAGUCAUGAUUCAAUUGGAUAGCACCAAAGAAACCCGUCUUCUCAUUGCCCAUUUUUCUGGCACUAGAAUUUUGGAACAUGCUCAAGUUCAAAAUUUGGAUGGAUCUUUAUUGUCGCUACGUCAUCCAAAAUCAGGACACCCAACAUGUUAUGCCUUCAUCAAUGAAUCUCUUCAAGAACUUCACUGGUUUAAGCAAUCUUAUGGCUCUUGGUUCCAAGGGAAUUAUGUCUGUGAAGAUGGGGGCCUUUACACUGCAAGUCCAGUGGAUCCUGUUUUUAUUUUGUUGCCCGUUUUUGAGGAAGCACGAAUGAAGAAGGAGAAUGAUCAUGGGAAGUUCAGAAAAUUAGAUGAAAUAAUGUUUAUUGAUGGUUAUCCAGGAUACCAGGAUCUGUUACCUAUUGCAGAGGAUUGUAUGCGAGUAGUAUGUGAAGUGAAAGAAGUGGGAUCUUUGAAGUUUUAUAGACUUGAUGACAAGAAGGUUUUAGCUUUAUUGUGCCAUAAGGUAGACCACUUAAAGCAGACACUAGAAACACUUGACAAAAAUUAUGCUAAUCGGGACAAAAUGGAUACAGUAAUUGACGCAGUCGCACUAUUGGGAGAGUAUUUAAAGGAUGAUCCUUGGUUUCAUCUUUUAUGCAAUCAUCUAAGGUUGGAUAUACAGAAGGUAGCUAGAAAAACAACCUCUAGCGAUAUUCCCAUUAGCCUACAAAAUACGAUGGAGCCUACACAUUCCCUACAGAUGAAAAAUCAAAAGGAAAAGAACGUGUUAAGCACUCGAAGACAGCCAAGAAGGAUGAAAACUGAAACUGCUUCACUGAGCAUCAAAGACAUGUUUUGCAAGGUCUCAAGACAAGGAACCUAAACAGUAUGGGAUGUGACAUGGAUGGGAUCUCUUUGGGAGCUUGCAUCUUAUCACUGCCAUACCUACAACCCUGACCAAGCAGUACCAUGCUUAGUCAUCCUAUGCAAUCCCUUUGAGCUAGGAUUGGUCUUUUUUUGUUUAGUUUUUGUUGCUGUGCAACAUGGAGAACGGAGCAAUUAGUUUUUCUCUUCUUUUUGUUUCCUUUCUCCAUCACUUGCUUUGACUCGUGUUAUGGACAUUAAUGUUUUUGACUUGUGUGCUUCUUAUUGGCGUAAGCUUAUGCCUAUUUUACCUCGAAGGAGAA
This is a messenger RNA of Magnolia sinica, 1492 nucleotides long. RefSeq lists its product as uncharacterized. The record is from RefSeq and is a predicted model, not a curated record. Gene Ontology annotation, biological process: RNA catabolic process; ribonucleotide metabolic process. Lineage: Eukaryota; Viridiplantae; Streptophyta; Magnoliopsida; Magnoliales; Magnoliaceae. The coding region runs from base 331 to 1188 and encodes 285 amino acids. The transcript is spliced from 11 exons. Gene Ontology annotation, cellular component: nucleoplasm; ribonuclease H2 complex.